AGGAUCUCUGGGGUUCCGUAGGACGAUGAGAGCCGCUUCUCCUCGUCGGAAUGGCGGCGGUGAGUGACCCGGAAACAGCGCAGAAACAAACAGAAGAAAUUGAAGUUCUUUCAGCUAUAUAUGGUGAUGAAUGGUGCACUGUUGAUGAAGAUGAGAAAAUUUUUUGCAUUAAGAUCAGUGAUUGCUCAGCACAGCCAAAGUGGACUCUCAAUUUACAGGUGAUUCUGCCGCCUGAAUAUCCAACAUCAGCACCACCUAUUUAUCAACUUAAUGCUCCUUGGCUUCUACGAAAGGAAUAUGCAGAACUGGCAAAUCAUCUGGAAGAAAUCUAUGUACAGAACCUUGGCGAGAGCAUCCUUUAUUUGUGGGUGGAGAAGAUACGUGAAGUUUUGAUAGAAAAAUCCCAGUCAUCUGAAUCAGUAGGGCCAGAUAAUAAAAAAAUUACAGAAGAAACAGAUGUGGACUACGAAGAAGAAUUUUCACUGGAAUAUCAACCUCUUCCAGAUUGUACAACUGUAUUGUUGAAUUUCGAUCUGUCUGAAAAAAUAGCAGAUGACAAGUUACCUCCAGUUUAUCAUGGAACCCCAAUUACAGAUCGAAGGAGCACAUUCCAGGCACAUUUAGCACCUGUUGUGUGCCUCAAACAGGUGAAAACUAUUCUUGCUGAAUUGUACAAAAAUAAGAAAAUAGCCAGUGCUACUCACAACAUAUAUGCUUACAGGAUAUACUGUGAAGACAAGCAGACUUUUUUACAGGAUUGCGAAGAUGAUGGUGAAACAGCAGCAGGGGGUCGUCUUCUCCAUCUCAUGCAGAUCCUGAAUGUCCACAAUGUUUUGGUAGUGGUGUCCCGCUGGUAUGGUGGUAUCCUUCUAGGACCAGAUCGUUUCAAACACAUCAACAAUUGUGCCAGAAAUAUACUUGUGGAGCAGAAUUACAUGAAUUUAUCUGAAAAUUCAUCUAAGCAUCUGAGAAAGAACAAAAGAAUAAGAAAAGACAAGAAGAAAGCAGAACAUUGAUUUAUUUUGCAGAAUUGCAUAGCAGUGUUUCAUCUUUUGACUGUAUGUUGACAAUUAACCACUCAGUUACCCUAUAUGACUUUUAAUAUUCUAAACUCUUUAUCCCAAAAGUGUGGAAACACUUUGCAAUAAUAAGAAAAUAUUCUUCUUAGUAAAAAAACUCAACAGCAGCAGAUCCAGAAAACACCUUCAGUUUGUUCACUGUCUUAGCCGCUCAGGAAUCAAGGUCUUUCAAUAUAAAAGCUUCCCUGUGGAUUUAGCCUUUGAUUUGUUAAAAAACAAUAAAUGAGAAAGGCAGUUUCA
This is a messenger RNA of Candoia aspera, 1319 nucleotides long. RefSeq names its product impact RWD domain protein (gene IMPACT). Lineage: Eukaryota; Metazoa; Chordata; Lepidosauria; Squamata; Candoiidae. Gene Ontology annotation, cellular component: cytoplasm. Gene Ontology annotation, biological process: GCN2-mediated signaling; regulation of translational initiation. The coding region runs from base 51 to 1016 and encodes 321 amino acids. Gene Ontology annotation, molecular function: protein binding. The transcript is spliced from 11 exons. The record is from RefSeq and is a predicted model, not a curated record.